Closterium sp. Yama58-4 is the source of this 6828-nucleotide messenger RNA. The record is from the annotation of a GenBank genome assembly. NCBI's taxonomy places the organism in Eukaryota, Viridiplantae, Streptophyta, Zygnematophyceae, Desmidiales, Closteriaceae.
AUGGCGUCGUCAGUAGCCGUAGAUUUUAUCAACGAGCUGCCUCGGUCGCGGUUGGAGGAGCAGCAAUGGGAGCCUCAGGCGCCGUCGGUUUCAUCGCUUCUUUCGAACACCUCCCACCACUACCAACACCACCAACACCACCAACCCCACCACCAAUACCACCACAACCAUCACCGUCAACCCAGCGACAUCUCUACACCCAUAUUCUCCCUAAAUGAGGCAAUGAGUCACGGUAUCGCGUUGUCGCCGCGGGUCGCCGAGUCUCCCGUCGCACGCCAUCGCCGAGUUUCGUCGCUCACAUCUCCCCCCCACAAACCGUCGCAAAAAUCGCAGGCAUCGUUCGCACAGUCGGGGUUCCGCAACCUGCACCACAGCAGCUCGUGUGGCGCACGGCAGAUGGCGGAUACCGCGUCGUCCUUAGAUCUCCGCGAGCUCGAGAGCCAAUCGAGUGUGACUCUAUCGCAGGUCGACGACGGCGACUCCAGCUCCACCACCACGAGCAGCAGCACCGUGUCGUGCCAAAGCGCGUUCGGCGUUUUCGCGCGCCGCAGGCGCCGCGCGAGCAGUCGCAGGGAGACGCCUAUUGCCAGCCCUCGCGCCGUCGCGGACCACUUUCGUGACGGUACUGCGGCGGCUGUGAUUGGUGGGUUUCCCGCGACUCGCAAAGCGGCGCCAAUGGCACCCGCACCAGAGCUGCCGCGUCUGCUUCACCAUGAGAUGCGCCGUGAUAUACGGAGGAGCGACGGAGAGGAGAGCGGCGACGAAGGGGACGGCGGAGGGGGCGGCAGCAAAAGUAGUCGAGGCAGCGCGGCGGUUACGAUAUUGAAGGACGCAGCGCAGACCGUCGCGCGGAAGGUGCGUGGCGCCGACGCCGCCGCGUGGGGGCAGCUCGGCGCGCUGCAGGGGGGCGCGCUGCCCCGACCCCUCGCCAGCGCCGCGCGUCGCCAGAAGCCGCCCCUCGCGCUGAAGCCGCGGCGAUUCAACGAGCGCGACGGCUGCCCCUCGCCCGCGAGCAGCGGGGAGUUGGCGCUGAUGCGGCCCCCGAAGUCCCCCGCGAGCAGCGGGGAGAUUGCGCUCCUCGAGGCGGAGGAGAUGCUCUUCGGCGCGAGCGAAUGGUCCCCCGCAAGCAGCGGAGAGAUGCCGCUCGUUGAAUCGAGGGAGUUCGCGCCGCUUCCGCCGACCCCGGAGCGGCGCCGGGCGGACUACGAGGAGGGGAGUGAGGGCGGGAGCGAGGGGGUGGUGGUGGAGGUCGCACCUGGGGGAGGCAGUAUGCACCGCUCCACGUCGCCGUCGCUCUGGAACCAGCUGGGAUCGGUUUCGGAAAAUCUGCUGCUCGCCGCGCGACAAAAGAAAGGCGUUGCCUCUCUCCCCGCUGCGGACGCGCCUUCCGCGCCGGUGCACCCCAGCAACGCCCCCAAGGCAGCCCAUACGCGCUAUGCGCGCAAGGCGCAGCACCGCCACGGGCUGUCUCUCGGCGACGUGCCCUUCGCGGAUUCUCCCGUCGGCAUUGACGCGCCGCUGCCGCCGUCUGCUCGAUUGCCGGACGCCGUCAGCGCGGCCGGCGCGCCCCCAUCGAGUUUCAGCGCGGACAGCAUCGCCGUUGGUAGCUACCUUGCGGGCGGCAGCAGCCGGAGCGGCCGCAGCGGCGGCAUCGGUGGUAAGAAGAGCAGCAAGGGCAGGGUCGCGGCGCGAGCGAGCGCGUCCGCCACUGAACUGGACCGUUGGAGCGUGCUGCCGUACGGCGGCGGGCGGGAAAAGCCGCGCGAGUCGCGGGAGUCCACGCGAGUCAAGCAGGCGCCUUGCGGCAAAGAGCACGGGGGAGUGACGAGCGGAGCGGCGGCUGUGCCGGGCGACUUCCUCUCGUCGUACUUCGGCGACGCGCCCGACGCUUACGUCGGCGAGUUCGCGCUGCAGGAGGCUCGCAACGCGGCGCGCAACGCGCACAAGAAGACAGCGGCGCAAACCGAAAGCGUUGUCAGUGCGACCCCGCGCAAGCAGUCGGUGGCGGACGCGGUGCACCUGCGCCCGUGCGACUUCGUCCUGGGCCGCCCGUACUCGUCGCUGCUGCGGCGCUUCGUGCUGGCGCCGCAGGAGCUGGGCAGCGGGCAGUUCGGCGUGAUUCGCAAGUGCGUGGAGCGCGGCACCCACCGCGUGCUGGCGUGCAAGACGAUCCUCAAGAGCAACAUCGCGGCCAUGCAAGACGCCGCGGACAUCCGCCAUGAGGUUGCUGUGAUGGAAGCGCUCAAGGGGCAUCCGCACGUGGUGAAGAUUGAAGAUACGUGCGAGGACGAGGAGGCGGUGCAUAUUGUCAUGGAGCUCUGCUCCGGAGGUGAUUUGUUUGAUCGCGUGAAGGAUGAGGGCCGGCUGAAGGAACGGACGGCUGCGAUCGCGUGCCGGCAGGUGGUGCAGGCGCUGAUGUGGUGCCACGUGUCAGGCGUGGUGCACCGGGAUGUGAAGCCGGAGAACAUUCUCCUCAAGGGGCGGAGAGAGGGAGGCAACGGCGCGGACGAGCAGAACAAGGGGAAUAUGGGCGCGGCUGCGGCGGUGCUGGGAGGAAUCAUGGCUGCUCCUGCCAAGGGCGCGGGUGGUGCUGGUGAUGAGGACGAGAUUCAUGUCAAGCUCGCCGACUUUGGCGUUGCCACGUUUACCCGAGGUGAGCCGUGCACGGAGGAGCUGGGCACGCUGCAGUACAUGGCGCCAGAGGUGCUCGCGGGAACAUACGGGCCAGCAGCUGACAUCUGGAGCGCGGGCGUGGUGCUGCACAUCAUGCUCUCGGGCCGCACUCCCUUCUUCGCGUCGCUCGGGAGGACAGUUCAGGAGGCGAUUCUGCACGGCCCUGUGCGCAUGCGCGGGCCCCACUGGGAAGGUGUGAGUGAGGACGCCAAGAGCCUCGUGCGCGCCAUGCUGGAUAAGGAUGCUGCGACGCGAAUCACCGCCAAGGAGAUUCUUGGUCAUCCCACCGCUCUCAACCCCUGUCACCGAGCCUCCGUGGCUUGGCGGCAGGCUCGGGAGCAAAUCCUGCUUCAGCUUCGGAACCAGCCCUUGCCUGGAAACGACCUUUCCACGGGAGGUGCAGCAGUGGGCGGUCCCUCACGCGAUGGUCCCUCACACGAUGGUCCCUCACACGAUGGUCCCUCACACGAUGGUCCCUCACACGACGGUCCCUCACAUGAUGGUCCCUCACUACAAGCUGGGGUCCCAAUAGCGUUCUCACACGAGGGGGGGUUGCGAGUAUCGCCUGGGGAGGGUGGGGUUCCAGGCGUGCGGGCGCAGAGGGGUGGAUUACAGGGCGUCGCAGCAGCGCCAGGGGGUGAAUCGCUGGGACUGGUAGCACAGGGAGGUGGGCUGCUGGGUCGAAUGGCUCAGAGGGGUGGAUCGCCAGGCCUGGGUGCUCCAGUGGUUAGCGUGCAAGCCACGGGGAAAAUGACAGGAGAUGCGGGGGUGAUGGGGGCCGCGGGGGGCGGUGGGAUGGGCGGGGGAGGCGAGUGGGAGCUGCUGCAGCAGCUGCUAGGGGGGACGUCUCCGGAGGGCAAGGCUGCUGGUGGCGGCGGGAUGGGGGCGGGUUUAGAAGGAGCGCUUCAAGUGCAAGCCAUGGGGCUGACACAGCAUCCCAACGAGUGCGCUACCGCUGCUGCUACUGGUGCUCCUGAUGGUCCCUCGGGAUCGCCAGCCACGACGGACUCCCCAGCGUCGUCAGCGUCGGCGCUCUCAUCCCCAUCGCACUCCACCUCGGGCUCUGGAGGGAGCUCGUCCGGCCAAGGGGGCAGGGUGCUGGGGAAAAGGGCGCCGGGCGGAGGGGUGCUGGGGGGGAGUGUGGCGGGGGCAGGUGUGGCGGGGGCAGGUGUGGCGGGGGCAGAUGAGGGAGGGGCAGCAUUCGCCUCUGCCCGCACGGCUGCCUUCCCCACCCUCGCGUCCCCUGACGCGUCGGGAGCGCGCGGCACGGAGGAAGAGCAGGCAGGGGCACAGGGGGGGGUUGUGGCGGGUGGGGCAGCAGGCAGGGAGGUGGUGGCGGUGGGUGGGAGGGUCCGGGGCAUGGAUUCCUUCGGAUUCUCCACGGCUGCUGCUGCUGGUGGAAUUGGGGCUGCUGGUGGUGGAAUUGGGGGUGCUGCUGGGUUUGGCAGUGGUACUGGUGGUGGUGCUGGGUGCAGCUACGCUGUUGCGAGGGAACUCUUGGAGGCAAUGCCAGGUGGCGCGACCGGAUUGGACGACCUUCAGUCGCUGCAGCCCCCAGGGUCUCGCCGCCGCACCUCCGGCCUUUUCGGGGUCGGAGCAGUUUCUCUUGACUAUAGAGAUGCUGUUUCUAUUCACGGGUGUGGCUAUAGCGGGUCUGGCCGUGGAGUGCCCUGGGGGGCGUGGGAAGGAGGAGCAAUUGGUUUGUCAGAUCACCUUAUGAAGGGGAUGGGGGAGAAUGCAUCAAGAGGAGGUAACGCUGCAGUGGCAGCACCGUCCGCAGCUUGGUGGGAGGCUCGGGGGCAGGUCGGAGCUUUGGAAUUCCCCAGGCCUACUGCCGGACCUGUAUCCGCUGAAGUCACGGGCCCGGAUGUUUCCGGGAAGUUUCGGUCGGUGGAGAAAUUCGCGCGGGCGCAGAUGGUGGCGAUGGCAGAGGCGGCAGAGGCGGGCGACACCGGGCGGUUUCAUUCGGCGUUUGUGCAGCUGAAGCCGCUGGGGAAGGUGCGAGGAAACGCGGUGGAGCGGUUGACACACUACGUGGUGGAGGGGUUGAUGAGACGCAUGGCUGGGACGGGGUUUCAGCACUUCUGCACGCCCCUUAGGCGCCCUCCCAAGGAGCUAGACGAGGCCCUCACACUAUACUCCUCGUCACAGCCCUUCCCGCUCUUCGGCAGCAUCUCUCUCGCCCACCUAAUUGCCGAAGCAGUGAGCGGCAGCACGCACGUGCACAUAGUGGACUUCGGCUGCUUCCAGCCCAUCCACCUGCCCGUGCUCAUGGACCUCCUCGCCGCCCGCCCCGGGGGCCCUCCUUCCCUGCGCCUCACUGGCAUGGACACGGCGAGUUUCAUCUGUGCGGGGAGGAAGGACUUUAAAAGGUUGAGGGCGAUGGAGGACGUGGGGAGGCGGCUGCGGGGCGUGGCGCGGCACCUGGGCGUGCCGUUUGAGUUUGAGAGUGUCAAUGUGGACGAGGACAACCUGCAGCUGCUCUACCAGGUGAAGCGGCAGUGGCACGAGGCGCUGGUGGUGGUGUGCUUUCUCGAGCUGCUGCUGCUGCUGGACUCACCCAAUGGCCCUCGCCACUGCGUGCUAAGGUGGAUUCACGACAUGCACCCGACACUCUUCACCUUCUGUGACGUUGAUCUCGACACCAAUGACAGCGCCUUCCUCCCGCGCUUCCAAGAUAUUGUAGACCACCACCUCGCCACCUUCAGCUUCCACGACGUCUUUCUCGGAAACGCCGACAAGCGCCUGCUCUCCGUCUUUGAGGAGAUUUAUUUCGCGCGCUCUAUUAUUAACGGAAUCGCUUGUGAAGGGGAUGAGCGGGUGAUGAGGUCGGAGAAGGCGGGGCAAUGGAGGAAGCGGUUGUUAAUGAUGGGGUUUUCACCGUGCGCCAUUCCUACAUCGGUGAUUGACAAUGUACAUAAGAUGCUGAAACGGUUCCCGCUUGGGUUAGGGCUGCAGAUAGAGGAUGGGACGGUAAGCUUGUUGUGGCGGGGAAGCCGUUCCCUGUUCACGUCGGCCUGGAUUCCUUGCAUAGGCAAUUUCUUUUCUUCUCAGAUACUCCUGACGACGCACCAGCUGCUCGCAAUGGCCGCCGAGGUCGGAGAGGGUAACUGCAUCGGCUAUGCCGCCAGAGAUCAGUCGGGAUUUCUCUCGCCCUUCAAGUUCAACCGCAGGGAGGUGGGGCCCAAGGACGUGCGCAUCCGCAUCACGCACUGCGGCAUCUGCCACAGCGACCUGCACCAGGUCAAGAACGAAUGGGGCGGCUCGCAGUACCCCAUGGUCCCGGGGCACGAGAUUGCGGGGGUGGUGGAGGCGGUGGGGUCCGAGGUGACCAAGGUCACGGUGGGGCAGAGGGCGGGCAUCGGGUGCAUGGUGGACUCGUGCCGCACGUGCCAGCCAUGCGUACAGCACGUGGAGCAGUUCUGCCCGCAGUGCGUGUACACGUACAACAAGGUCGACCCCAAGACGAGCGAAAUGACGCAGGGCGGCUACUCCUCUUUCUACGUCUGCGACCAGGACUUCGUGCUGACGAUUCCCGACAAGCUGCCGUCUGACGUGGCGGCGCCGCUACUGUGCGCGGGAAUCACGGUGUACUCGCCCAUGGUCUACUACGGCAUUAACCAGCCCGGCAAGCGGUUGGGAGUGGUGGGACUGGGCGGGCUGGGCCACAUGGCGGUGAAAUUCGGCAAGGCAUUCGGCAUGCACGUGACGGUGCUGAGCACGAGCCCGAGCAAGGAGAAGGAGGCCAAGGAGGUGAUGGGCGCGGAUCAGUUCAUUGUCACCAAGGAUGCCGACGCCAUGAAGGCAGCAGUGGGGACAUUGGACGCCAUAGUGGACACGGUAUCAGCGCAGCAUGAGCUGGCGCCAUACCUGGAGCUGCUCACGUUCAACGGCAAGAUGAUUCUUGUUGGAGUUCCCCCAGAGCCCUACGGCCUGCAUGCCGGCCAGCUCAUUUUUGGCCGCAAGACUGUGGCUGGUAGUUUGAUUGGAGGGAUCAAGGAGACCCAGGAGAUGCUGGAGUUCUGUGCAGAGAAGGGGGUUGCACCUAUGAUUGAGAAGAUCGACAUCCAGGACGUGAACAAGGCGUACGAGAGGAUGAUGAAGAAUGACGUGAAAUACCGCUUUGUCAUCGAGAUUGAGAAGAGUCUCAAGUAG